Molecule: messenger RNA, 1688 nt
Organism: Tetranychus urticae (two-spotted spider mite)
Lineage: Eukaryota; Metazoa; Arthropoda; Arachnida; Trombidiformes; Tetranychidae
Product: ankyrin repeat and MYND domain-containing protein 2
Molecular function (GO): protein binding
Source: RefSeq, a predicted model, not a curated record
AUGACUGUUGUGUAAAUCAAGAUCUUGACUGCAAUGAAUAAUUUAACAAAUUGUUACCUCGAUCGAUUUGAUUGUUUACAGUGAGUAUAAAUUAGUAAUUUUGUUUCGUCUGCUAGUUUAGAUAAUCUAAUUUAAAGUUAUGGCCACCAAAACUGAUUUAUCUGCUAAUGAGAAAUUGAUUUUCGAGAAAAUAUGUGAAAAUAAUCUCGAAGAAGUGAAGCUUUUAAUGAACAAAGAUGAUGUCCGUUUAAAUGCCGUUGAUGAAAAUGGAAUGAGUUUCCUGUGCCAAGCUGCUUUCAAGGGAUCUUAUGAGAUUUGCAAAUUUUUAAUUGAAAAUGGUGCUGAUGUGAACAAUACUCGGCAUGUCCAUGGUUACACAGCGCUAAUGUUUGCUGCCAUAGGUGGACACUUAAAGGUUGUAGGAAUUUUGCUAGAGGCUGGAGCCGACAUUAAUCACAUUAAUAGUGUUGGACGAACAGCCGCUCAAAUGGCUGGUUUUGUGGGUCAACAUGAAGCUGUCAACAUGAUCAACAAUUAUGUACCAAAGGAGGAUGUUUUAUAUUACACUGAGAAACAUGGACUUGAAGACGAACCUAGAUUAAAGUCAAGUUUGGCUGAUCCACUUUGGUCUUUAUUGAGACAAACCAAUAUACACCCGGUUCGUAUGGUAAUGGAACUUGAGAAAUAUCCAUUAUUAAUUGAAUCAAUUAACCAAGUGAUAAAAGUUUUGGAGUUGAUGACCGAAAGAGAGAUGAAGAAUAAAGAUGCCAAUGAAAUGUUGGCUCUUAAAUUCACUUACUUAGCAUUUAUAUUGGAAUAUUUUGGUAAACAAAUGGAAAAGUUGGAAGCCAAACAUGGACCAAAUGCCAAUCGUAAAGAGCUUAUCUCAUCUUGUGGAGAUUUAUUGAUCAAAUAUUGGUUGAAAGGAAGAGACUCAGAUGGAUUCCCUGAAAAUUUAGAGAAUUUCUUGAGAGAAGCAGUAAAAAGAUUUCCAUAUCAUAAUUCAAUGACUUUCAUUCAAAUUGUCAAAACUCUGUCUACCGUUUCGAUUGGUGAAGAGCCAAGUGCAUUGUCUCUUCUUGCACGAACUAUAAGUGGACAGAAAGGUUUCAUAGAUGAAGAAAUGGUCAAUUGUGCUGCCUGUAGUGAACCCAAACCAAGUAAAAAAUGUUCACAGUGUAAAUUAACACAAUAUUGUAAUCAGCGAUGCCAAAAGUUACACUGGUUUACACACAAGAAAUGGUGUUUAAAGAUUAAAGAAGAUCACGAAAAGAAAUUGAAAGAAAUUAGUGAAAAGAAGCAACUUGAAGACAAAAAUGAACAAUCAAGAAAUGAAGGUGACAAUCCUUCAAAUCCUGAUUUAAAUCAAUUGAAUAUUUCCUAAUUCUUUCCACUUCUUAUACUUUUAUAUAAAACAGCUACAUGUAUUGAUAUGCAUGUAAUCGAUAUUUCAUUUAUCAUUGUCAAAUGUUUCGUAUUGCAUGAAAAAUACAAAAAAACAUUUAUUAAUCUUCAUAAAUUAUUGAAGUUGAUAAUAUAAUCGUCAAUAUUUAAGACCAAUUUCAGUCAUCAAAUUUUUUCAAUCUUUACCUUUAUCCUAUUGAAAGGUCAUUCUGAGCUUGAAUUGUCCAACCAUUUCUAACUUGUUCAUUUCAAAUGGGAAUAAAUAUUAAGAUUUUUCUACCUAA